CUUGCGGGAGAUGAGGGUCGGGUCUUGUGUCCUUGCCAGGCAGUGACGAAAAAAAAUAAAAUUAAAAUUAAAAUAACAUUAACCAUCACAAUCCUCCCACGGAGAAGUACCACUCGCUUUCCUUGUCCAAAACAGCUCUCUCCUCCUCCCACCCCCUCUCAUCGGACCCCCAGCACCCUUCACCAUGAGGUGGCCAUCUCUCGCUUUGGCCCUCCUCGUAGGAGUCACGACUGCGGCCGACACCACAACCUCCGAAUCCACCACCAGCAAGUCCGAUUCUUCGACAUCCCUCGACCUGUCGACAGCAUCAACGGUGACCAACCCGACUACCGUCAUCCCAUCGGGUAGUUAUAUUACCUACAGCACUACAAUUACCCUUGACAAUGGCAAUUCCUCCGUCUUGGUCUCCACCACGGCCGCUCCCAAUGCCACCGCGACCACCUCGGGCAACCAAACCAUCGUAACCAGCACAUCGGACUCGUUGACAGUCUUGGUUGGGAGCGGACACACGACGACUUUAGGCAAUGGGACCAUGAACGCGACCGCCACCGCUUCGUCGACCUCGACACAGACACCGGUUGUCAACACUCGCCCAUGCAACAACUAUGCCGAGUUCUGCGCGCGCAAUUACUCCAACAUCACCAUGGUCGCAGCCCACAACAGUCCCUUCGUGCGCAAGGGCAAUGCUGCCGCCAAUCAAGCACUGGACGUGACCGCCCAACUCGACGACGGUAUUCGAAUGCUUCAGUUCCAAACCCACUAUCAAAAUGGCACCAUGAUGCUCUGCCACACCUCCUGCGACAUUCUCAACGUGGGCACCCUCGAAGCCUACCUCACCACCGUCGCCCAAUGGAUGCGCAAGAAUCCCUACGACGUCGUCACAAUCCUCAUCGGAAACUACGACUAUGUCUCCCCAGAGAACUUUACCGCUCCAGUUGAAGCCUCCGGCCUGUUAGACAUGGCCUAUUCACCACCCAAGAUCCCCAUGGGUCUGGACGACUGGCCGACGCUGUCAGAGAUGAUUCUCACCGGCAAGCGCGCCGUGUUUUUCAUGGAUUACCAGGCAAACCAGACUGCUGUCCCGUGGCUGAUGGAUGAGUUUUCACAAGUGUGGGAGACGCCCUUUUCGCCCACAGAUGCAAACUUCCCUUGCACUGUACAGCGGCCUCCUAGUUUGUCAGACAAGGAUGCCAAGAGUCGCAUGUAUAUGGCGAAUCAUAACCUGAACCUGGAACUUAGUUUCGGCUCUCUAAGCUUGCUCAUUCCCAAUACGGCAGUCAUCAGCCAGACUAAUGCCGUGAAUGGUAAUGGAAGUCUGGGCUGGAUGGCGGAAAACUGUACCCGUGACUGGACCCGCCCGCCCAACUUCCUGCUGGUUGAUUACUACAACUACGGCAACUUUAACGGCUCCGUCUUUGAAGUCGCCGCGGAGAUGAACAACGUCACUUACAACCGCACCUGCUGCGGCCAAGAAUCUGCCGCCGUGCCUGGCAUGUCGACGACCAGUUUCUCGACGAUGCUGGUGAUUGCAGCUGGCGUACAGUUCUUCCUGUCCGCAUUCUGAUUUCGGAUGACCUUUACGACAAUUCUCUGCUUCUUUUCACAAUCUCCAUCGUUUAAGCGGGAUUGCCUGCUUAUUGGCGCCGGUUGCGUCUUAUCUUGGGCAUGUUGGUGCUGAAUGUAAAUACAUAAUUUAGAUUUCGAAUGACUUUGCAUAUGCAAUGCAUGAAUCUUGGACUCGUGCAUUAAAAUUUUCAAAUU
Messenger RNA from Penicillium brasilianum, 1761 nucleotides. The record is from the annotation of a GenBank genome assembly. NCBI's taxonomy places the organism in Eukaryota, Fungi, Ascomycota, Eurotiomycetes, Eurotiales, Aspergillaceae.